Abrus precatorius (Indian licorice) is the source of this 2943-nucleotide messenger RNA. RefSeq names its product potassium channel AKT1. Gene Ontology annotation, biological process: transmembrane transport; potassium ion transport. The transcript is spliced from 11 exons. NCBI's taxonomy places the organism in Eukaryota, Viridiplantae, Streptophyta, Magnoliopsida, Fabales, Fabaceae. Gene Ontology annotation, cellular component: membrane. Gene Ontology annotation, molecular function: voltage-gated potassium channel activity; protein binding. The coding region runs from base 170 to 2842 and encodes 890 amino acids. The record is from RefSeq and is a predicted model, not a curated record.
UACCAUCACUCGCUCAUCCACCGAGACUCGCAUGAGAUAAAGCUUCAGAACCGCGUCAACAUAAUUAACAUGCCGAGUAAGACCGUGUAGUUCCUAGUAACUUGUUACAAGACAUAUAUAAAUUGGUGUUGUAUCAGACAUAGAAGAAGAAAAUAAUAAAGAAAGAAAAAUGGUGGUGCCCAUGUCCAUGUGCGGUCAAGAAGAGCUUGAAUUGUCAAGGGAUGGAAGCCAUUACAGUCUCUCUACUGGGAUAUUACCUUCUCUUGGAGCCAGAAGUAACCGAAGAAUUAAACUCAGACCCCUCAUUAUAGCUCCCUAUGACCGUCGUUACAGGAUAUGGCAAACUUUCCUUGUUACUCUGGUAGUUUACACUGCUUGGGUAUCUCCCUUUGAAUUCGGAUUUCUUAAGAAACCACAAGCACCACUUUCCAUUACUGAUAAUGUUGUCAAUGGAUUCUUUGCUGUGGAUAUUGUUCUCACCUUCUUUGUGGCUUACAUUGACAAAACUACCUAUUUGUUCGUGGAUAACCCAAAACAAAUUGUUUGGAAAUAUGCAAGAACUUGGUUGACCUUUGAUGUCAUCUCUAUCAUUCCCUCAGAGUUUAUUGAAAAGAUAUCACCAGCUCCUCUCCAAACUUAUGGGCUAUUCAACAUGCUUCGGCUUUGGCGUCUUAGGAGAGUCAGUGCUUUGUUUUCUCGGCUUGAGAAGGACAGAAACUAUAACUAUUUCUGGGUUCGGUGUGCUAAGCUUAUAUGUGUUACCCUCUUCGCUGUUCAUUGUGCUGGAUGUUUUUAUUAUCUUCUUGCUGCACGUUAUCAUGAUCCCAAAAGGACUUGGAUUGGGGCAACAAUGGAUAAUUUCCUUGAACAAAGCUUGUGGACAAGAUAUGUGACAUCAAUGUACUGGUCUAUUACUACUUUAACAACAGUUGGUUAUGGAGAUUUGCAUCCAGUGAAUUCAAGGGAGAUGAUCUUUGACAUCUUUUAUAUGCUCUUUAAUCUCGGGUUAACAGCAUAUCUGAUUGGUAAUAUGACCAACUUAGUUGUCCAUGGCACAAGUAGAACAAGAAAAUUUAGGGAUACCAUACAAGCUGCCUCAAAUUUUGCCCAAAGGAACCUGUUGCCUCCUCGUUUGCAAGAUCAAAUGCUUGCCCAUUUGUGUUUGAAGUAUAGAACAGACUCAGAAGGGUUGCAACAGCAGGAGACACUUGAUUCUCUUCCUAAAGCCAUCAGAUCAAGCAUUUCACAUUAUCUUUUUUACUCUCUAAUGGAUAGGGUCUACUUGUUUCAUGGGGUUUCUAAUGACUUGCUAUUUCAAUUGGUGUCAGAGAUGAAAGCGGAGUAUUUUCCACCCAAAGAAGAUGUCAUAUUGCAAAAUGAAGCCCCCACUGACUUCUAUAUACUAGUUACUGGUGCUGUGGAACUACUAGUUCGUAAAAAUGGAGUUGAGCAGGUUGUUGGAGAGGCAAAAACUGGCGAUCUUUGUGGUGAGAUUGGUGUGCUUUGUUAUAAGCCACAACUUUUCACAGUUCGAACAAAGCGAUUAAGUCAGUUGCUGAGGCUGAACCGUACUACGUUCUUGAAUAUUGUUCAGGCCAAUGUAGGAGAUGGAACCAUAAUCAUGAAUAAUCUCCUCCAGCAUUUGAAAGAUCUCAACAAUCCAAUCAUGGAGGGAGUUUUGGUUGAAACUGAGAACAUGAUAGCUCGUGGUAGGAUGGAUCUACCUGUAAGUCUAUGCUUUGCGGCAGUAAGAGGAGAUGAUUUGUUGUUACAUCAAUUGCUGAAACAGGGCUUGGAUCCAAAUGAAUCCGACAACAAUGGAAGGACAGCUUUGCAUAUAGCAGCAUGUAAAGGAAGAGAAAACUGUGUUUUACUUCUGUUAGAAUAUGGGGCACAUCCUAAUAUCAGAGAUUCGGAUGGCAAUGUAGCACUAUGGGAAGCAAUAGCAGGUGGACAUGAAUCAGUCUGCAAUGUGUUGGUAGAGAAUGGCGCAAAGUUGCAAAUCGGUGACGUGGGUCAAUAUGCAUGCAGUGCGGCAGAGCAGAACAGUAUCAACUUGCUCAAAGAAAUAACGCGCUACGGAGGAGACAUCACCCUCCCAAACAGCACCAACGGGACCACAGCGUUGCACGUGGCAGUGUCGGAAGACAACGUUGAAAUUGUGAAAUUGCUGUUGGAUCACGGGGCUAGUAUUGACAAACCAGACAUGCAUGGUUGGACCCCAAGAGAUUUAGCAGAUCAACAAGGACAUGUAGAAAUCAAAGCCCUUUUUGAGUCCAUUGGGGAGCCUAAGCCUCGGUCUCAGUCUCAGCCUCAGCCUCAGCAUCUUGUUUCCAUUCCUGAGAAACAUUCUCAGAAUAAGUUAAGGUACCUUGGUAGAUUCACAAGUGAGCCAACAAUGCCUUCAUUUCAUGGCACUGAUGGAUCUUGGAGCCAAAACCGUCCAAGGCGUAGGGGCAACAACUUCCAUAACUCACUCUUUGGGAUAAUGUCAACAAAAUCCAAAGGGGAAAAGGACAUGCUUUUCUCUGUUGACAAUAAUAACAAUGCUAGGAAUGGUAUGAAGAGUACAGUUUGCCCCUUUAGUAGAGUUGCAAUUAGUUGCCCUGAAAAGGGUGAGGUUGCUGGAAAGCUUGUUUUGCUACCUGCAAGCUUUAAAGAGUUACUUGAUAUUGGAGCCAAGAAAUUUGGUAUUAGUCCUGCUAAGGUCGUUACCAAAGAUGGAGCUGAAAUUGAAGAUAUAGAGGUAAUUAGAGAUGGUGACCAUCUUGUUUUUGUUAGUCUUAGUGGGAUGCCGGACUCCGGUUCUCCAGCAGAACCCACCAGUGGUGUGCCUCUAUAGCAAUAGCAUGCACAUAACAAACGUCUUGGUCAUUAUUUUUCGUUUACCCAUCUCAUCUGUUCUCAAUUGUAAAUCUUGUGCUGGUUACUUUUGUUUGAAUG